This is a messenger RNA of Hippopotamus amphibius kiboko, 1286 nucleotides long. RefSeq names its product spermatogenesis and centriole associated 1 like (gene SPATC1L). The transcript is spliced from 4 exons. The coding region runs from base 26 to 1078 and encodes 350 amino acids. The record is from RefSeq and is a predicted model, not a curated record. NCBI's taxonomy places the organism in Eukaryota, Metazoa, Chordata, Mammalia, Artiodactyla, Hippopotamidae.
CCUCCAUGGGCCCGCGGGCCCGCACAUGAGCACCGAGGACGCGGCCGCAGCCAUGGCUGAGGGCAGCGAGCUGACGAGCAGACUCAUGAGCGAGAAUGCGGACCUCAAGAAGCAGGUGCGGCUCCUGAAGGAGAACCAGAUGCUGAGGCGGCUGCUCAGCGAGAGCUGCCAGGAGAGCUGCGGGCGCGGGCGCCGCGACCUGCUCCUCCCCCAGGCGCCCGCCUACCCCGAGGCCUGCUCCCCCGGGGGCCCAGAUUUUGGAAGGUUCACCAGUGGCCCUGAUGCGCCCUCCCAGCUGCAGGCGUCCUCCCUGGAGGACCUGCUGUGCUCACACGCCCCCCUCUCCAGCGAGGACGACGCCUCGCCAGGCUGUGCCACCUCUGCCCAGGCGCCCUUCAAGGCUUUCCUCAGCUCCCCGGAGCUGCGCGUGCCCCACGGCUCUGACCGGAAGCUGUCCCCGCUCCUGAGCCCCUUGCAGGACCCGCUGGCGGACAAGACCCUGCUGGAGCCCAGGGAGGUGAGCCGGCCCAAGAAGGUGUGCUUCUCGGAGAGCAACCUGCCCUCUGGGGACAGGACCAGGAGGAGCUACUACCUUAACGAGAUUCAGAGCUUUGCCGGCACUGAGAAGGACGGGCGCAUCGUCGGAGAAAUCGCCUUCCAGCUGGACCGGCGCAUCCUGGCCUAUGUCUUCCCAGGGGUGACCCGGCUCUACGGCUUCACAGUGUCCAACAUCCCUGAGAAGAUCAAGCAGACGUCCAUCAAGUCCCUGGACGGCUCGGUGGACGAGAAGAAGCUGCGGGAGCUGACGCACCGCUACCUGACGCUAACGGCGCGCCUGGAGCGGCUGGGCUACAACCGCGACGUGCACCCGGUGUUCAGCGAGUUCCUCAUCAACACCUACGGCAUCCUGAAGCAGCGGCCCGACCUGCGCGCCAACCCGCUGCACAGCAGCCCGGCCGCCCUGCGCAAGCUGGUCAUCGACGUCGUGCCCCCCAAGUUUCUGGGCGACUCGCUGCUGCUGCUCAACUGCCUGUGCGAGCUCUCCAAGGAGGACAGCCGCCCGCUCUUCGCCUGGUGAACCCGCAGCCCCGCGCCUCCUGCAACCAACGCGCGCUGCAGCCCGGGCGCCGCGCGCCUCCUCGCUCCCCGGAGGGCACCGAGGCCGCCAGGGCCCGGCGCGCCGCCGCCUGCGCUGUCCCGCCUCUCCGGCCGGCGCCCCGGCGCCCGCCCCGCCGCCCACACCUGCGCGGCGAGCCGCACCCAUUAAAGUCGUCCGUUUGCUGUUC